Aspergillus ochraceoroseus IBT 24754 is the source of this 994-nucleotide messenger RNA. RefSeq lists its product as uncharacterized. The transcript has 2 exons. Gene Ontology annotation, molecular function: oxidoreductase activity. The coding region runs from base 1 to 885 and encodes 294 amino acids. The record is from RefSeq and is a predicted model, not a curated record. NCBI's taxonomy places the organism in Eukaryota, Fungi, Ascomycota, Eurotiomycetes, Eurotiales, Aspergillaceae.
AUGCUCACUACAACCGCUACCAAUGCCCCUGGGUUCGCCAUUCCUUCCUCGGAAAAUCGUGGAAAGGAUGUGGAAGCGAACUUGGUUUAUUCCGAAGUGCUGGAAGGGCAGAAAUUGGAGAUUGACUUCCGCCAGCCUGAUGGGGAGCAGCGAUUUGCGCAGCUCUCGAAGUUUGACCAGACGCAUCCAACUAUCAUCCAUGAUAUUCGCGGAGAGGAGUCCAACUACACUCUAGACAAAAAUGGGUUUCAAUAUGUGCACCACGAGAUUGAGGGAUUUGACGAAUGGUCCAACGAAGAGAGAGUCAAGGAAGUCCUAGUCCCCAAGACCGAGGAGUUAGUUCGUCAGAUCACCGGUGCCACAAAGACUCUGGUCUUUACCACCCGGAUUCGAUGCUUCGCGUCUGAUGCCGCGAAGCGAGCGGAUAACCGAGCCCCAGCUCAUAGCGUGCACUCGGACUUUACUGUUGCGGGGGCUAUGGAAAACCUUCGCGCAACCAUCAAAGACCCCGCUGAGUUGGAGCAGAUCUUGCAGGGUCGUGUCAUGGUGAUCAAUGUGUGGCGUCCCCUUAGAACCGUCACCAAGGACCCUCUCGCGGUCUGUGACUGGACGUCCGUUAAGCCAUCCGAGGAAUGGAACGCGCACCGGUUUAUCUUCCCGCAUGGUUGGAAUGAGCUCGGGAAGAUCUCGCAUAGCAAGGACCACAAGUGGCUCUACCUCAGGCGCCAGGCACCCACCGAGCCUCUUAUUUUUACCCAGUUCGAUAGUUUGACCGCUGAUCAAGGAGGGUUUACCGUGGCUCAUAGUGCUUUCGUCGAUCCUGAAUUUUUGGAUGCUCCUCCCCGAGAGAGUAUCGAGAUCAAGAUGUAUGCUUUCUUCGCUUAGGAUAGUCCUUGUUAGCCCCUGUUUUCGUGGAUACUCCCACUGUGUAUCCUUUUUCGUUCCUUUUGAAUAGUUUUUAUCAGUUAGCUCUACCUCUGCAAAUGCUUCCGGG